Messenger RNA from Aspergillus homomorphus CBS 101889, 2404 nucleotides. RefSeq names its product putative RNA exonuclease Rex3 (gene rex3). Lineage: Eukaryota; Fungi; Ascomycota; Eurotiomycetes; Eurotiales; Aspergillaceae. The record is from RefSeq and is a predicted model, not a curated record. Bases 338 to 2332 code for a protein of 664 amino acids. Gene Ontology annotation, cellular component: nucleus. Gene Ontology annotation, molecular function: nucleic acid binding; exonuclease activity. The transcript has a single exon.
GAAGUUCGCUCGAUGUUUCUUUGUUGCUCAAAGCAUUCUCUGCUGAGGAUCGAAAGAGCCCACUAUCUUGGUCAGCUGCUAAAUAUAAUCUCUCGCUGAUCUCUCAGUCCGGUGACUUCCUGGUUCCAGCUUGAGUACUAGCCGCUUUGCUUUUCCCUCGCAGCCUGCCAACCGCGGAGUCAAUUAUCCAUACAACAAGACUAUUAACGCCUGAUUGCUUCUAUCUGAUGCUUGCUAUGUAGCAGUGAGAUUCGCUGAUUAUCUUUCUCUUUGGCUAUGAUUUUAAACUCUAUCCCGUCUCUCUCUUCAAGCCUCACAUCUUUACUCAUCUCUCACAAUGUUCGCCCCCCUCGGCUUGUUUAAGGACAUACCUUGUCCUGAGGGCCAGGACUGCUCUCUGCUGACUUGCAUCUUCUCCCACAACUCACAUACUUCAAUUGGCGAUGGCCCGAAUAUCGCCGCAAACGGCAAAGAUGUGCCGGAAACCAAAUCUGACAUUGCUGCGAUGUUUGGAAAUUCAGCACUCACAACGUCAGCGGCACCAGAUACGGGUGAAAGAGGAACGAAGCUAUUGAAGAGGGAAUUCAAACCAGGAUUACCUAAAGCCACAGACCUCGAGCCAAGUGCGCCGUUGAUCUCCUCGAAAGUACCUCAACCGCCGGCGCCCUCGAAGCCCGUCAGGUUGCAGUCACUGUCCAGAACAGUGUCUCCGCCGCCGAAGCCAGCAUCGGCAUCGGCGAAGACGGCCACACCCACACCUACAAGGGCCCCAGCAGUGAAGUCGCGACCACCGAGGCAGGCUCCACGGGAAAGCUUGAAUCCUCGCAUGCUGACGAAAGCGCCCGCACCGCACGGGGCAAGAUUAGCUAUCCUCACGAAAUUGCAUGCUUCUAUGGCUUCGCAAAACGAGAAAUUAGCAAAGGACACAGAUAGCAGGGACAAGUACCUUGUUCUUACGCCGAAUGAACUCAUCACAAUGGCUUUAGACGAAGAGGAGAAGACCGCCAAAGGCAACCCGAGUAUAUAUGCCAACGUCAUCAAGCUUCGUAUUGUCAGGCUCAUGAAAAUGAGCAAGGAGGAAUGGACUACGGAAGUCAAGAACCACCUCAAUGAGCGAUACUACAAGAUUGAGGCCAAGGCAGAGCAGUCGAAGCCGCAGACUCUCAAUACCGGACUAAGCGCUAAAGAGGAAAUCGCACUGGCAAGCCAACUAGUCACGCCAGUCGAAGGUCUCGAACAAUAUGGUUAUGUCACCAAGGCCCCAUCAGAUGCGGAGGUCGAGAACGCCAAGAAAGGUGUUGCCGAAUCCAAAGGCUGGGAGAAGUGUGAUCGGUGCGGUGGAAGGUUUCAGGUCUUCCCGGGCCGUCGCGAAGAUGGCUCUUUGACGUCUGGGGGUGAAUGCAUUCAUCAUCCUGGGAAGCCCUUCUAUCCUCCAAGAAAGCAAACAGAUCAUAUCACAGGACACAAGGAAGCUUACUAUUCUUGCUGUAAUGAAACGCUGGGCACCUCGUCCGGUUGUACUAGAGGGAAGACUCAUGUCUACAAAGUGUCGGAAACCAAACGACUUGCCUCCGUUCUUCAAUUCACGCAGACGCCAGUACAACCAUUCAAGGGGCCACUCCAGCCUGUCUGCUUUGAUUGUGAGAUGGGCUAUACCACGCUAGGCCUGGAAUUGAUCCGACUGACCGCAGUCAGCUGGCCUCAGGGCAAAGCACUUUUGGAUGUCCUCGUCAGACCAAUGGGCGAAGUAUUGGACUUGAACUCGCAGUUCUCCGGGGUCUUCCCUGAACACUACAACAAGGCUAUACCCUAUAACAGCUUUCAGGAGGGGCCGGGAUCGGCAGCACAUGAAGACGGCGAGGUAGAGGAGCCAGCCUUGAGGGUUGUUGAAUCGCCGGCUGCAGCCCGCGCUCUGCUGUUCCGCCAUCUUCAACCUGAUACGCCUCUGAUCGGGCAUGCGAUCGACAAUGAUCUGAAUGUUUGUCGGAUAAUUCACCCGACAAUCAUUGAUACUGUCAUGCUGUAUCCGCAUCCGCGGGGCUUACCGAAUCGCAUGAGUCUGAAGACGUUAUGCCGAAGGCAUCUCGAGCGGGAAAUACAAACAGGCGGAAGUCUUGGUCAUGAUUCAAAGGAAGAUGCAAUUGCUACGGGCGAUUUGGUUCGAGUCAAGGCAGCCGAGACCUGGAAGGUAUUGAAAUCGAAAGGUUGGCAGAUCCAGGGCGACAAGCUUGUACCCCCACCAGGUACAGAAGGGGCUGAGGCCGGGGCAGCAGCAGGAAGGCUUGGACCCGGGGCGGGCCAGAAGAGAGCGAAUUCCAGUCCGGGGCGUUGAACGUCAUCAAUACAAAACUGCCAUACUGCAAUUAUCCUUAUACAAUAUGAUACCCAGGCUGAUACGUCUACG